CUCAUUCUUAUUUUGGCCGUAGAACGAACAACAGCGACCAGCGCGAGUGAACAAAAAUUAAAAACAACAACAACAAUGUCAUUUACAAUUACAUACCAACAUCCAUUACACAGAUGAAAUUGCAAUAUUUAUUUUGUUUUUGACAUCAAAAAGCAAAAAAAAGUCAAAUUGGAAAACAAAACACACUGUGUGUGUGAGAGAAAAAAAACGACGUGAAAAAAUUAUAAUUAUGCAAAACAAAUUGUGUUUGUGCAAAUGUUUCGAGAACAAAAACACAUGCGAGGAAAAGAUUCGUUGUUGAAAAUUUUUGUGAAAUUGUGAAAAGAAACCUCGAAACAAUUAUAUUGGAUGUCAAUGUGCUCUCAUAUUGGUUCGGUUCGUGGCCACAUAAUGCAUACUGAGUAGAAACGCAGAAGAGGAGCCACAGUGCACAUUUGGUGUGAAGGUGUCAAUGAAAAAAGAAAUUGUGUGCAAAAAUUUCCGGGGCAACAUCUUUCGAAACCAAACGACGAUCAUUGUAAAUUUUUUCUUCGACUGCAAUUACAUAACUUGUGUUCUUUUUUCUAAUUCGCAUGAAAAAAAUUACAAAAUUUGCAGAUCUCAUCAACAAUUCGAUUUUGUUCAUUUUUGUGUUUUUUGUCGGGUGCUCAAAAACGGUUUUGUGGUGGCGAAAAACCCUACCCCAUCAUCCAGCUCUUGUGUAAUAACAUUGAAUUCUGAUCGCAAAAGGAGAAUUGUGACAAUCGUAAUCGAAAAUAACAAGCAAUCAAAACAAAUUUAAUGCAAUUGGAUUCGUCCCUCCCAUGUAAUUGGGAGUAAAUUGAUUUUCGGUUACUGUUGCCUCUGGCUCAUUAAUCGACCGUGAUUUAGCAAAAAACGACGACACACGUACAUACAUUUUUACUUCCUCGUUGUCGCCUCCCCAGCCGAACCUUCUCCAACGUUAUAAGUGAAUGACAGUGUUUGGCUGCUGUUAUCAAAAGAGGGUUACUGCGUAUUUUCAGAUAAAAACAAAACAACAAAAACAAUCGUAACUCUUAACGUGUGCCGCCUAAAAAAAUAACAACAACUACAUUUUGGGCUUCCAAGCCAGGCAAUUAACUUGUGACAGAUAAAAACAAACAGCAGAGUAGUAGAUUGCAAUUUUGCCGUCGUCUAUUUUGAUUUCUUGUUAUCGUAGCUGAAAUUAUUCCAUCUUCUCAAGAAGAUAAAGUGUCGUUUUAAAAAUAAAAACAAAAACAACCUCAACACCACUAGAGUGCAAAAACAGAGCCCCCAACACAGCCACACCAUAAUAACUCAAAUUUUUACCGGUUUUUUACAGUGUGUUUUGAUUGCACAUUCUUCUUCAUCCCCAUUCGUUGGUUUGUGUCGUUUCAUUCGUUCUAUAUUUGUUGUGUGCGCAAAGAAGAAAAACAGCCGGUCGUCAGUCGUGCUUUUGUUUUCGAUUUUGUUUUGCUAGUUGAAAACAUAAUAAAAAUAUUACGCAUACCAUCACCCAAAGUUAAAGUGCAAACCUACUCACACAUAUAUAUACGAACGCUCGCUAACGCAUUCAAUUUUGAUAGUUCUUCGUUGUGCUUACUCGAAAGGAAUUCUAAAAUAGUAAUAAUAACUUUUGGAAUUUUCAUUUGGUGCUGGAAUUUCGUUUUUCAUAAUCUUUGAUAAUGUCCCAAGGACAAAAGGAUACCAUCAUACAUUUGGUUGCUGGCGGAACUGCUGGUACAGUUGGUGCUGUUGUAACAUGUCCCCUAGAAGUUGUCAAAACCCGUCUACAGAGUUCAACAGCAUUCUUAACACCGCCACGGAUAGAACACAACUCAACGACAAAUGCAUCCUCCGAAUUGCUGCGACCUGAACAAAGACGUAAACUUAGUACAACAAUAUUACGUAACAGGUCCCAACCACAGGUGAUUGGGGGUGUUCGUAGGAUAAUGGCCAUAUCACACUGCGGCAUCUCCUCAACAUCCACCAAAAGUAUGAGCAUAAUACAGUGUCUGAGACACAUAGUACAAAAUGAGGGACCUAGAGCAUUAUUCAAAGGUUUGGGACCGAAUCUCGUUGGCGUGGCGCCGUCACGUGCAAUUUAUUUUUGCACAUAUUCUGAAACCAAAAAUUUCCUUAAUAAGUUAGGAUUAGUACAACCAGAUUCUCCACAAGUUCAUAUUAUGAGUGCAGCUAGUGCCGGUUUUGUUUCCUCCACCUUAACCAAUCCAAUUUGGUUUGUAAAAACACGUUUACAAUUGGACUAUAAUUCAAAAGUGAAAAUGACCGUCAGACAGUGCAUAGAACGUGUUUAUGCCAGUGGUGGCAUAGCAGCCUUCUACAAGGGUAUUACGGCGAGCUAUUUUGGCAUCUGUGAAACAAUGAUACACUUUGUUAUCUAUGAAUUCAUCAAAUCCAAAUUGAUUGAACGACAAAAUGAACGUACACCAGAUACCACAAAAUCCUCAAGAGAUUUUCUAGAAUUCAUGAUGGCUGGUGCCGUAUCAAAGACUGUUGCCUCCUGUAUUGCUUAUCCUCAUGAAGUAGCACGAACAAGACUGCGCGAAGAAGGCAAUAAAUACAACACAUUUUGGCAAACAUUGCAUACUGUGUGGAAGGAAGAGGGUAGACCUGGUUUAUAUAGAGGCUUAGCUACACAACUUGUGAGACAAAUACCAAAUACCGCUAUACUGAUGGCGACAUAUGAAGCUGUGGUUUAUGUAUUAACGCGACGUUUUAAUAGUAAAAGUAAUGAAUUCUAUGACUUUUAAGAAGGUUUAUAAUUAAGUCAACAACUCCCUACAUCUUCCCCCUUCUUCGACCUAGCCGCCCCUUCUUAAUACUGUAGUUAGGUUUAUAUAGUUAUAGUUAACUAAACAAAACCGCAAAACAAAUUGUUUAUGUUUUAAUUUUUUGUGUGUUUUCAAAAACAAACUUCUAAGGCCUGUUUUUAGAAGCUAAGCUGGUGUUUGUUCCGUAUGGAAAAUCCACACUGGCAAACAAACACUUUGAAAAAACAAAACAUUUUAAUAACAAUUUUUUCGGCCUAAUUUUAGGCCUUUCGAAACCAAAAAAUUGAAACACCAUUAAAAAUUAAAACCCCCCUACCUUGUAAAAAAUGAAAAAUGAGCGCUUUGUAGUUUUAACUAAAACAAAGUUGCUAUGCAACUUUAAAAUUAAAAAAAAUAAAACAAUAAAUUAUUUAUUAUAAAAAUUUUUGGAAAAUUAAAAAUUGUUAAUUUCUAAACAAAGAAGAUACUGAACAAAAAAAAAACAGAAUAUAUACCAACGAAAAUUAUUAUAAAAAUUGAAAGAUAUUUGAUUUAGGGCAGCACAAAACUAAAUGCUUUUUUAUGAACAACCAAAACAAAAACCAACACCAGCCUAAACGCACGAAUUAAAUUCUAAGCUCAAAUCAAAGAAAAAUCAUUUUAUUUUAGUUUCUCAUAACAUCCCACAUUGAAUUUGCGGACAUCAUUAAAUGCGCUCUUAAAAAACAAAUCAAAUUUGAACAUUUUGUGAUUUUAUCGAUCUUUAGUCCUUAUUAUUUUUUGUUUUUAUUAUUCAUUAUUUCUAAAUAUAAUGCAUACAAACAACCUGUUAUACAUACUGUUACAAUAAAAUUUAAAAUAAAAACAAAGUCUAUGAACUUUUUGAAUAAGCUUUUAAUUUAUAGAAUAAACAUUUUGAUUUUUAUUUACAAGAAAACUAUGCAUGUAGAAAAGGUUCCCAAGAUUAAAAUUUAAAAAAAUAUAACUGUUUGAAUAUCCUUGCAUAGUCUUGUUUGUUAUCUCUAAAAUAUGAAUUUGGAAAAAAACUUUUUUCUAUAUAGCAUAAAGUUCCUUUAACUUUAAAACAUGUGCGCAUUGAUGCAUAUUUUAAGAUGGAUGAUUGAUAUUUAACAAUUUUGGGUAUUAAAACUAAAAAUUGCUUCAGAAACUACCUUUAUGGACUUCUUUGAUAUAUAUUACACUACUUUCAAAUAUAUCUUAACAAAAAAAUAACAAUAUGUAUUUCGAGGCUGUUUGCGUCCAAAAAACAACAACAUCCAAUAUUUCAGUCAUUAACUUUCAUUAGGCUUUAGUUUUGAUUUAAGCGUUUCGAAGAAAAUAAUUCAUUUGUGUGUCAUUAUUCUAUCCUAUAGAAAACGAAUAUUGAAAAUACGUUAUGCUUUAUGUAGAUCAUAGGCUUUUUGUUUAUUUUACUUUUUCAUUAUAAUAAUUAGUUGAUAUGUUGUUAAGUUAAUUUACGUAUAUACUCUGUUUCCAUACUCCUUAAUUAUCAUCUACACAUAUUGAACUUGUUUUGUUAAGGGAAUAAACAAUAAAAAUCAAAACUGAAAAGAAA
Messenger RNA from Musca domestica (house fly), 4332 nucleotides. RefSeq names its product mitochondrial carrier protein Rim2 (gene Rim2). The transcript has 7 exons. Gene Ontology annotation, biological process: mitochondrial transport; pyrimidine nucleotide import into mitochondrion. NCBI's taxonomy places the organism in Eukaryota, Metazoa, Arthropoda, Insecta, Diptera, Muscidae. Bases 1668 to 2756 code for a protein of 362 amino acids. The record is from RefSeq and is a predicted model, not a curated record. Gene Ontology annotation, cellular component: mitochondrial membrane; mitochondrion. Gene Ontology annotation, molecular function: pyrimidine nucleotide transmembrane transporter activity.